Messenger RNA from Protopterus annectens (West African lungfish), 2475 nucleotides. RefSeq names its product ariadne RBR E3 ubiquitin protein ligase 1 (gene ARIH1). Lineage: Eukaryota; Metazoa; Chordata; Ceratodontiformes; Protopteridae. The coding region runs from base 130 to 1725 and encodes 531 amino acids. Gene Ontology annotation, molecular function: zinc ion binding; ubiquitin protein ligase activity; ubiquitin conjugating enzyme binding. The transcript has 14 exons. The record is from RefSeq and is a predicted model, not a curated record. Gene Ontology annotation, cellular component: ubiquitin ligase complex; nucleus; cytoplasm. Gene Ontology annotation, biological process: protein polyubiquitination; ubiquitin-dependent protein catabolic process; positive regulation of proteasomal ubiquitin-dependent protein catabolic process.
GCUGUAUCGCUGGAUUGUGGGGUUGCGGAAGAUUUGCUAGAUCGGACUGAGUUGUCCACACGCGCAGGGGGGGUUCGGGGGGAGUCGCGCGGCCGGCGAGCAAUUGGAGUGACAGAGUGAGUAACGGCCAUGGACUCGGAUGAGGGCUACAACUAUGACGAGUUUGAUGAGGAAGAGGAGGAGUGUAGCGAGGACAGCGUUGAGGAGGAACCCGAGGAUGACAACCUGGAGCUUGGUGAAGAAGUUGAGUUGGUGGAACCUGGUUUGGGUGUCGGUGAAGAGCGGGACGGCCUUUGCGUUGACACGGGCGUCAGCGCCUUGGGGCCCGGACACGAAGAGGACGAUUACCGCUAUGAAGUACUGACUGCGGAGCAGAUUUUGCAGCACAUGGUGGAGUGUAUCCGUGAGGUCAAUGAGGUCAUCCAGAACCCAGCAACUAUAACACGAAUACUUCUCAGUCAUUUCAACUGGGACAAGGAAAAGUUAAUGGAGAGGUACUUUGACGGAAACUUGGAAAAGUUGUUUUCAGAAUGUCAUGUAAUAAAUCCUAGUAAAAAAUCCAGAACACGCCCAAUGAGCACGAGGUCUUCUGCACUGGACAUGCCAUGUCAAAUAUGCUACCUGAAUUACCCCAACUCGUACUUUACUGGUUUGGAGUGUGGACACAAGUUUUGUAUGCAGUGUUGGGGUGAAUAUUUAACCACCAAAAUCAUAGAGGAAGGCAUGGGACAGACAAUUUCUUGCCCUGCACAUGGCUGUGAUAUCUUAGUUGAUGACAACACAGUUAUGCGUUUGAUAACAGAUUCAAAAGUUAAAUUGAAGUAUCAACAUUUAAUAACAAAUAGUUUUGUAGAGUGCAACAGACUAUUAAAAUGGUGUCCUGCUCCUGAUUGCCACCAUGUGGUGAAAGUACAGUAUCCAGAUGCAAAGCCUGUUAGAUGCAAAUGUGGGCGACAGUUUUGCUUCAACUGUGGGGAGAAUUGGCAUGAUCCUGUUAAAUGCAAGUGGUUGAAAAAGUGGAUUAAAAAAUGUGAUGAUGAUAGCGAAACUUCAAAUUGGAUUGCAGCGAACACUAAGGAAUGCCCCAAGUGUCAUGUAACCAUUGAAAAAGAUGGUGGAUGCAAUCACAUGGUAUGUCGUAAUCAGAACUGUAAAGCAGAGUUUUGCUGGGUGUGUCUUGGUCCCUGGGAACCACAUGGAUCUGCCUGGUACAACUGUAACCGUUACAAUGAAGAUGACGCAAAAGCAGCAAGAGAUGCACAAGAGCGUUCACGAGCAGCUCUACAGAGGUAUCUGUUCUACUGCAACCGUUACAUGAAUCACAUGCAGAGCUUACGAUUUGAGCACAAACUGUAUGCGCAGGUCAAGCAAAAGAUGGAAGAAAUGCAGCAGCACAAUAUGUCAUGGAUUGAAGUGCAGUUCCUAAAGAAAGCUGUUGAUGUCCUCUGCCAGUGCCGUGCCACACUAAUGUAUACUUACGUGUUUGCCUUCUACCUCAAAAAGAACAACCAGUCCAUUAUAUUUGAGAACAAUCAAGCAGACCUAGAAAAUGCUACUGAAGUGUUGUCGGGGUAUUUGGAGAGAGAUAUUUCCCAAGAUUCACUUCAAGACAUCAAACAGAAAGUACAGGAUAAAUAUAGGUACUGUGAGAGUCGACGAAGGGUAUUACUCCUGCACGUGCAUGAAGGCUAUGAAAAAGAUUUAUGGGAAUAUAUUGAGGAUUGAGAGCAACAGACUUUUUAAAAUGAACUCUCACUAAAACAAAUUUACCAACUACAUCGCUGAUGCAAUUUAAAAAAAAAAAAAAAAAGUUGAUAAGCCUGUUCUCACACUGCUGGUUUCUACUGCCGGAAUACCCUCUCCCACUCAGUGUCAUAUUCUUUCUUUACUUAGCAUCUCUGCUGCUCAUUGAGGACCCCCCCCCUUUUGAUCAUAUGCCUUCUCAGCCUUUUUCUUUUGUUAAGGAAGCGUUGAAGUAAAUUAUUGUAAUAAAAUGGUAAAGUGACUACAGUUGUACAGCAGUAUUGUAGAGGCUGGCACAAAGGACUAUGAAAUGGCCUCCAACUUUAACAAGACUUCACUUUCAGCACUGAAAAUUCUAUUUUUUUAGUCUUUUCUUUUGUUCUUCCUUUCACUUUCUUUCCUCCUUUCUGUCUUUUCAUAAUAUAAAUCAAAUCUGAACAGGUGUUUGACACUGCUUCUUGUGUCCAACCAGCCAUUGAAAUGUAUGUUUUUUUUCUAUUUGAUGAUGAAUGUCAGUUGGCUUAUUGUAAGAUGGACUUCUAGCAGGGGGUCAGGGGACAUUACAGAAACAUUUGUAUAUGACUUUUAAAAAACAAAAAGGACACAGUAUUUUUCAAAAUUGUAUAUAACGCAUAUGCAUGGAAGAGUAAGAGCAAGCGUGGCACGUGUUUGCAUAAUGUUUAAUUACAGAAAAAUAUUUAUUCUUUAAAAAUUCUCAAGGCAGUGCCUCUA